Lemur catta (Ring-tailed lemur) is the source of this 837-nucleotide messenger RNA. It is a transcript of the gene EMP2, whose product is annotated as epithelial membrane protein 2. The transcript has 5 exons. NCBI's taxonomy places the organism in Eukaryota, Metazoa, Chordata, Mammalia, Primates, Lemuridae. Gene Ontology annotation, cellular component: plasma membrane. The record is from RefSeq and is a predicted model, not a curated record. The coding region runs from base 220 to 723 and encodes 167 amino acids.
GGAGGAGGCUCCGCGCCGGAGAGGGAGGAGGUAGGGCGCGCAGUCCCAGCCCAGAGCUUCAAAACAGCCCGGCGGCCUCGCCUCGCGCCCCGGCCCGUCCGUCUGUCCAGCUGCCAGCGCCGCCGCCAGUGCCCGAUUUGAAUCUCUCUCACACACUCUGGAGAGACAUCCCUCUCUGGACUUUACACGUGACGUCUAGCCUCACCCCGCCCCGAGACAAUGUUGGUGCUUCUGGCUUUCAUCAUCCUCUUCCACAUCACCUCUGCCGCCCUGCUGUUCGUCGCCACCAUCGACAAUGCCUGGUGGGUCGGAGAUGAGUUUUUUGCAGAUGUCUGGAGAGUGUGCCUCAACAACACGAACUGCACAGAGGUCAGCGACAGCUUUGAAGGGUACACCACGCUGCAGGCCGUCCAGGCCACCAUGAUCCUGUCCACCACCCUCUGCUGCAUUGCCUUCCUCAUCUUCCUGUUCCAGCUCUUCCGCCUCAAGCAGGGGGAGAGGUUCGUCCUGACGUCCAUCAUCCAGCUCAUGUCCUGUCUGUGCGUCAUGAUUGCAGCUUCCAUUUACACAGACAGGCGCGAAGAACUUCACAGCAAAAACAAGGAAUUCUACCCCGUGAGCUCGGAAGGCAGAUACGGCUACUCCUUCAUCCUGGCGUGGGUGGCCUUCGCCUUCACCUUCGUCAGCGGCAUGAUGUACCUGAUACUGAGGAAGCGCAAAUAGAGCUCCGGGCCCGGGUCACCUUUGCUGCAGCACGAAUCCGCGUUCAGAUAACCGUUUUGUAUAUAAUCAUAUUUUUUUGUGGUUUUUCUAGCAAACAUAUUGUUUCCUUUAAAA